CAACACCUUCCAAACACGCGUUUAAAAAGAAAUACUGUUCUCGAUUAAUUUCUUUCGUUUUUCUUUAUUCAUUCCAUUUCCGUUUUCGUUUGGGUGCGUUGAGUAGGUGAAUUUCGGACUAAAGGUAUACUUUCUUUUUUAAGACUUUUUGAAGAGAAAGGUUCAUGAUUGUUUCGUUUUUAUCUUGUUUUUGGAGAGAAAUUUGCCAUUAAACGCGAGGAUAUUUCCUUUCUGUUCGAAACACCUGUCCUCUAUUGCUCGUACACCAUUAUAUAUCUAUAUAUCUAUAUAUAGAUUUUUUAUUUUUUAUUCUUUUUAUUCUUUUGUGUGCUAUUUUUUAAAAAUUUCUUUCCCUUCUUUUUGUUUAAAACACCAUUAAAAUGGCUCAAGCAAAUGAGGACAAAUCUAUGAAAAACCUGUACGAGCCUCCUUGGAGACGUAUACGAUUCAUAGGGAUUGCAGGCCCUUCUGGAAGUGGGAAAACUUCAGUAGCUCGAUUAAUUGUGAAAGCAUUGAAUUUACCCAACGUGGUGAUUUUAUCCUUGGAUUCCUUUUACAAGCCUUUGACCAUCGAGCAAAAACAACAGGCUUUCCGAAACGAAUAUGAUUUUGACGCCCCAGAAGCCAUUGACUGGAGUUUGUUGUACAGUGUGUUACUGGAGCUGAAACGAGGUCGUAAAGUUGACAUUCCUAUAUACAGUUUCCACGAACAUGAUCGUCUUCCUGAAACUUCCACCUUGUUUGGUGCAAGUAUUAUAGUUUUGGAGGGAAUCUUUGCAUUAUACGAUGAAAGAGUUCGCUCUCUUCUUGACGUCUCUGUCUUCCUUGAGACUGAUUCAGAUGUUUGCUUGUCUCGUAGAUUGAAUAGAGAUAUCAAUUACCGUGGUCGUGAUAUUCGAGGUGUCCUUCAUCAAUAUGAUCGCUUCGUCAAACCGAGCUAUGAUAAUUUUGUACGGAAGCAAUCACUAUAUACAGAUAUAAUUGUUCCUCGUGGUCGUGAUAACAAAGUGGCCAUUGAAAUGGUAAUCAAAUUUAUUAAAAGAACUUUGUCUGUCCAAAGUCAAAGCCACCGAGAAAACAUCGACUCUUUACAGCAGAUCGUUCCUACCAUUCCAAAUUUACCUUUAAAUCUUGUUCAGCUCCGGCAAACUCCUGAGAUUGAAGCUAUAAAGACCAUACUGGUAAACAAAGAAACGGAUGCAGAUAAUAUGCAAUUUUAUUUAAGCCGCAUAGGAACAAUGCUGAUGAAUUUGGCCGGCGACUCUUUAAUUUAUGAAGAAAAAGUUAUUACCCUUCAUAAUGGAAAUACAUGGAAAGGAUUGCAUUUAGCAAAAGAGCUUUGCGGUGUUUCUGUUUUGGGGUCUGGUGGUACUCUAGAAACAGCUCUCUGUCGCCAAUAUCCUAACGUACGAUUAGGGAAAGUCCUUGUUCGCGUUAAUCAAAUCACCAAUGAACCAAGCCUACAAUAUCAUAAACUUCCCCGAGGUAUUGCUGGAACCAAUGUAAUUCUCAUAGCUUCCCAAUUGACUACCAGCACGGACGUAUUGAUGGCAACUCAAAUCUUAGUUGACUUUGGUGUACCAGAAGAAAACAUUAUUAUUGUAGUUUACGUGUCAUUUGUUGAAAGCAUCAAGACACUGGCUUUUAUAUUUCCCAAAGUCACAAUUGUUACAGGAUUUUUGGAGACUGCUGAGGAAGCAGUAAUGGGUAAGUUAAAUUUAGAAAAGACGUUUUAUGGAUGUUAGGUUUUAUACAAUGAAUAUGGUUGGAGGUAAAUAUAUCAUGUAUUAUCGCAUAUAGUAGAAUGAAAGUUUGUGGAUUAUGGCGU
Molecule: messenger RNA, 1828 nt
Organism: Schizosaccharomyces cryophilus OY26
Lineage: Eukaryota; Fungi; Ascomycota; Schizosaccharomycetes; Schizosaccharomycetales; Schizosaccharomycetaceae
Product: uridine kinase/uracil phosphoribosyltransferase
Exons: 3
Coding region: 381-1745 (454 amino acids)
Cellular component (GO): cytoplasm
Molecular function (GO): ATP hydrolysis activity; ATP binding; kinase activity
Source: RefSeq, a predicted model, not a curated record